Molecule: messenger RNA, 348 nt
Organism: Micromonas commoda
Lineage: Eukaryota; Viridiplantae; Chlorophyta; Mamiellophyceae; Mamiellales; Mamiellaceae
Exons: 1
Coding region: 1-348 (115 amino acids)
Biological process (GO): translation; ribosomal large subunit assembly
Cellular component (GO): ribosome
Molecular function (GO): rRNA binding; structural constituent of ribosome
Source: RefSeq, a predicted model, not a curated record
AUGAAGGCGGAGAAGAUCUUCAAGCUCGCGAAGGGUUUCAGGGGUCGGGCCAAAAACACCAUCAGGAUCGCGAGGAACCGGGUGGAGAAGGCGCUGCAGUACGCGUACAGGGAUCGAAAGGCGAAGAAGAGGGACUUUCGCGGGCUGUGGAUCCAGCAGAUCAACGCGGGUACCAGGGAGCACGGCAUCGGAUACGGCGAGUUCAUCAGCGGGCUGAAGGAUGAGAACAUCCAGCUCAACCGGAAGAUGCUCGCCGACCUGGCGCAGAACGAGCCUUACUCAUUCAAGGCUCUGGUGGAUACGGUGAAACGGAUGCGGGGAUACCCGGUGGACCCGCCGAAGACAUGA